AUGGCUUUAAUGUUCCCGUGUCAUGUUCCGAUGCCUCCAUUGAAUUGGAGCGAACAUUUGUGGUUGCCCGAAAUCUCGCCCACUAAUGAAUCUUUCAUCACCACUGUUUUCGAGCAUCGAAAUCAGGCGAAUGUGAGUUUUUGAACGCGACGCGGUUUGCAACGCGGCUAUGGUAUUUAUGAUUUUUCCCACGAAAAUUAGCAUGAAAAGGGGAGAAUUCGAAAUAUUUUCGAAAAUAAUCGAUUUUUUUUCGCUUUUGCUAUUGUUGGACAUUGACUAAACGGCAUUUGCAUGUUUUUUAAGGAAGUUAGUUGAAACAUUGGGUUCUAAUGUUAUUCAUACGAUAGAAUGUUCUAAGACGAAGAGAAUGAUAUAAAUUUUGAUGACUUUGGGUUAUCCAUAAGUGAUUUAGCGAAAAAUAUCGACUAAACGUCGCUAAAUCACUUAUGGAUAACCCAAAGUCAUCAAAAUUUAUAUCAUUCUCUUCGUCUUAGAACAUUCUAUCCUAUGAAUAAUAUUAGAACCCAAUUUUUCAACUAAUUUGCUUAAAAAAUGUGAAAAUUUCAUGGCAAAACGUAAACUAAAAAAGAUUUCCCUCAUUUCUGAUGACUUCGAAAAUCGCAAAUAAUACUCCCUACAGAACAAUCAAGAGCUGCUUCGACACCUCUCCGACUCGGUCGCCGCCAUCCGCCAUCGUGAAGUCGAAGUCGAGGCGGAAGAUGCGCGAACACAAGCGGCUGCUGCGGCCGCCGCCGUCGCCAACGCACCCAUCCCUCCACCACCCACCUCGUCUGCCGCAUCCGCUGAACAACCACCGGCUGACGCUGAACCCGAAGUGAUUUUUGAGAGUUUGAAUACUGGAAAUAUGCCGCCAGCUCCACUUGAUCCAUAA
Messenger RNA from Caenorhabditis angaria, 892 nucleotides. The record is from the annotation of a GenBank genome assembly. Lineage: Eukaryota; Metazoa; Nematoda; Chromadorea; Rhabditida; Rhabditidae.